Molecule: messenger RNA, 360 nt
Organism: Penicillium atrosanguineum
Lineage: Eukaryota; Fungi; Ascomycota; Eurotiomycetes; Eurotiales; Aspergillaceae
Exons: 2
Coding region: 1-360 (119 amino acids)
Source: RefSeq, a predicted model, not a curated record
AUGCAGUUGAACUACAUUUUCGCCCUCCUUGGGCUUGUUGGUGCUACUAUUGCUGCUCCUGUGGCUGGCACUGAGACUGGUAUCGGUUCUGGCCUUGGCGGCGGUAGCGGUGGAGGUGCAGGAGGGGGAGGUGGUGUUGGCGGCGGGGCAGGCUUCGGUGCUGGCCUUGGUGUCGGUAUUGGCGGAGGAAUUGGCGGAGGCGCUGGUGGUGGUGCAGGUGGUGGUGCAGGUGGUGGUGCAGGAGGUGGUUCUGGCGCUGGCCUCGGUGCUGGAGCUGGCUCGGGCGGUGGUAUCGGCGGCGGCGCUGGAAGGGGCGGUGGUGCAGGAGGUGGUGCAGGAGGUGGCGACAGCGACUGGUGA